UUUCAGCUCGGCCGGAGUGACUGGAGACACCUCAGACUCAUUCAUCAAGUCCUGAAGGAGCCGGCUACCGCCCAGCAAACUUUCUCCUCCACGAAACAUCCUACUGCAUGGCAAAUGAUACCUACAUUGGAGUGCCUGGCUGACCGGUGGCAAGAGAUGGCCAAUGAUAUACAGUAUGUGCCAAUCACUGAUGCAAUCAAGCAAGGACUCAAGAACAUCAACAAAUACUACAAGAAAACAAGUGACUCAGAUGUAUAUUUUAUUUGUCUCGUCCUUGACCCCAACUAUAAGCUUACUUAUGUUGAAGAACGGUGG
Messenger RNA from Suillus plorans, 315 nucleotides. RefSeq lists its product as uncharacterized. The transcript has 2 exons. The record is from RefSeq and is a predicted model, not a curated record. The annotation marks the transcript as partial. Lineage: Eukaryota; Fungi; Basidiomycota; Agaricomycetes; Boletales; Suillaceae.